CUCUUGUCGCAAUGCCAGCGUCACACGCCAUUGCCAAUUCGUUGCAUUUGAUGUCAGCCGGAUUAUCUCCGUGAAUUAUUGGCCCUGGAAGUAAGGAGGCAGCCCUUCAGGCGGCGGCGGGUUCUCCCGCGUGAAGUAGGCUGGCUGACUCCCCUUCGGCUUGUGUGGCUCCGCCUGCGGCUUCUUCGCCGGUGGUCCGCCUGGCCCCUCGUGAACCACAUGCUGUGGAACACCUGGUUGCUGCUGCACCACACGCUGGAACGGCAGUGGUUCGUUUUUCUUGACCUGCGUGUAGACGACAUCUGGCGGCAGAAGGUCCAACUCCGACUUGAUUUUGUCGCUGGCCUCGCAGCGGAACUCCCAGGGCUUGAAAGCGUCGUCGGGGCGGCUCUCAGGCACCAGGUCCUUGCGCAUCAUGUAGCUGUACAGUGUGAAGUCCUUCUUGAGGCACCUACACGCGAAAGAGAAACAAACAACGUUGAUUGACGAUGCAAUCGCUUUUCCACAACAUCUAUUACCGCCUGCCAUCACAGAUACUGGGCCACCCGCACCCCAGGCUCCUCAGGUGAGACACUACCUUGCCCCUCACGUCGUCCAUCCAGUAAGUGUCCCCCCGCUUGCCACAGGGGUCAUCACACACCAGAGGGUCAUUGCAGGGCGGGUCUCCUUCAGCCCCGCACAGGCUGAGAUACUUGCCACCACGCUUCUCCUUCUUGUCCUUUGCGGGUUCUUCUUUCUUCUUCGCCGGCACCCCCAUGUCGAUUGUGUAUGCGACGCCGCCUUUUGUCUUCUUGAGUAGAGGAGGCGGCUUCUGUCGUGUCUCGUCAUCAUAGAGGGCAUCUUCAAUGUUGACCAGCUUCGUGGCGGGGUACCUCGGGAUAGCGAGGAGGCAUCGCGGCGACAGGUCGCCGCUGUAGAAGCUUACUCGGGGAUCCGCCUCAUCGCUUGGGUCCUGCAGGCCAACAAUAUCUCCGAAUCGACCGACAUGGGUGAUCUCGUGACUCACCUCCACGUUGUCCUGGAAGCGGUACGCGAGGGGUUUCAGGAAGCUGAGCAGAGUCAAGCCCCUCUUCAGACAUCGAGGGCGACAGAAAGGCUCGCUGGCCGUCCGGCCGUCCAGUGUCAUCCGAAGCCCCUCCUCCUUUAAGUCACAGCCCACGAUGUUGAGCUUGGGCAGCAGGCCGUCAGGGUCAUUGCUGGGUGCGCAUGGACUCCCACAUGUACAUUGAGGAGGACUGCAUGUGUGCACAUUGCAGUCCGUCCAGACGUGACAGGGCCAGAACGGGCCAGCCUUUCCACGAGAAUCUGCGAAAACCACCGAAGAAGGGGUCCGCGUGCGUCAUAUCGACGUUUUGGUGCUCUUUACCGGCGAAGGCAUGGGAGGAGAGAGAAGUAGUGGCAUUUUGGAGCGAGCAUGACCCAUCUUCUGUACCUGCACCAUUGCAAAUGCAUCUUUUUCUGUUGUGGCGGGUCCGAGUCGUCCUUCGUUUGCUGACCUUCUUUCGAGGAGCACUGACCACCUUUAAAAUGUAGAGAGGAGCUGACAUUCAGUGCAAAAAAUGAGGGCAGUGCGCACAGGCACAGAGCGAUGAACAGCGGACGUCCCAUCGUUGCCGGCUC
Vitrella brassicaformis is the source of this 1620-nucleotide messenger RNA. The record is from the annotation of a GenBank genome assembly. NCBI's taxonomy places the organism in Eukaryota, Vitrellaceae.